UGCCGCCUCGCAUGCGACGUCCGACUCUGACCUUCAUCGACGCACUCGUCGUCGAUUCCUGUGCAGCUGUCCCGCCAUCUGGCCCGCGCUGCCGUUCCCCUCGCCGUCCCCUCCCGCCGUCUUGUCCGCUGCCCCGCCCCGUCCUCGCGGCUCUCCCGCCCUCGCCGCUUGCACCAGUCGAUGCGCAAGCUCGCGGCGAGUCCACCGACACCCGCAAUGCCCGCUUUUCCCCCGCGCCGCCAUUUCGCCCGCAUUCAUCGAGGUGCGCCGUCUGGCAGAGCCUCGCCGCCAACUUCCUCCCGCCCUCUACCACACGCACCGCGCCGCAUCACCACCCCAGUUGGCACAGACGGCUCCACAAGGCCUCUGUCGAGUCCUCGUAGGCGACUGGACAUGCAUUUAUGCACGGGACAUGUCGCCGUGCGAUGUUCUGUGGCGACUACUCAAGAGCGCCCGCCACUGCGCGCGCACACUAGGUCAGAGGACGUGCAAUGCACGUACGUCCCAUUCCGUGUUCUUGCCUGUCCAAUGUCUGACCUGCGCUACCCCACUCGCCAUGUCCGCAUUCCUGGCCCCCGUCGCGGAACGCGUUUACGACGCAUUGCGCGUGUGCGUACGGCGCGUAUGCAGCACGCGCCAUCCGUCGGAAACGGUUCUGUGCGCGGGACAUCGCGCCGCGCGAUGUUCAGUGCCGCCGGCCGUCUCGGCGCGACACGCACUGCGCGCCGUGGGCCAUGGGUGACAACAUCGCAUCGAGCACGGCGGCGUCACGUCGCGCGUCGGAGCACGUCCUACGUGCAGUACCCAUCGCGGCAGAUUGCGAACACGUACUUUCAAUCGUUCGCCGAUGGACGUCAUUCGGGUGGAUGUAUAUCGGAUCUCUACACCGUACCGGCACCCCGCGCAAGCACCCAAGCUUGCGCGUGCAAUGAGAGUCCAGGGGCGAGACAGGGAGUUGACAUAAGGGAGGACGAGGCACGCAGCAGCAAAGAGGGGCAGGGUCACGCCGUCUCGGGAGAGGUGUGUUGGCAGGCCGGACAGGAUGAGGAUUCAGGGAUUCAGAAGGGCGAAGCGAGGAUGAGGCAUGCCAGGAAUGGCGAGGGAAGACUAUGCGCACAAGGAAUGAAGAAUGGCGUGACGGAAACGCGAACAUGCACGCACAACACGGAAGCGAGGAUGAGGUACGCUAGAUGCAGAACCUCGCGACACGACAUGCCAACAGCGCGCACCAUGUAACGUGACGGCCAGCGACCGGGUCUCAAAACCGCAUAGCGUCCACGCAACGCGUAGACGUCGGGCUACACUCGUCCCGCAUCGGAGCGCCGCGCAACGGCCUUGGACGCGCAACCGAGCACCAGCGGCACCACCGCUUGUUACGCGGACAAGACGGCGCAUCCUGCUGCGUCUCGACGGAUGUCGGCACGCACGGUAGGUACCUUUAAGCAUACUGACUAUCUACCUCUGUGAAGUCCACCACCCUUCAGUUACGUAGCACCUCCCGUCCACCUGGGAUCAUGUUCGCGUGAUCUGCCGGGCAAUCUCCCCACCUCGCGACGAACAGGCCCAGCGGCACAUCGCUCA
Rhodofomes roseus is the source of this 1581-nucleotide messenger RNA. RefSeq lists its product as uncharacterized. Bases 181 to 1236 code for a protein of 351 amino acids. Lineage: Eukaryota; Fungi; Basidiomycota; Agaricomycetes; Polyporales; Fomitopsidaceae. The transcript is spliced from 3 exons. The record is from RefSeq and is a predicted model, not a curated record.